AUGCCGAACGAUAGCCUAGACCUCGGGUUCCUCUACCGGACAAUGAAUUUGGAUGACAGCGACGACGACAGCGAAUACGUGCCCAACGAUACCGUCGAAGACGACGACGAUAUCGACGACGACUCCAGUGAUGGCAACGAUAAGAGCGCUGACAAUGAAGACGACGACGACGACAGCGAUGAGGAGCCGAAGUCGAGCAAAGAUAACAGUAAAUUAAAAUCUAAGAAAUCUGUGUCCAAACCAUCGGAUUCUUUGGCGACUGUCGGCCACAGAACACCUCCGCGACAGACAUUCAGCGCAACUCCAAUAUUGGUCUGUAGUGUCUGUUUGGGUGAUAUUUCUCGAAGCGAUGAUGAAAUCGUUGAAUGCGAUUCGUGUGGUAUAUCAGUACACGAGGGGUGUUAUGGUAUUUGUUCCGAUGACACUGAAUCAGUUCAUUCCAAUACAUCUUCGGCAUCAACUGAGCCGUGGUUUUGUGACCCGUGUCGGGCCUGUGUCUCCAAUCCAUAUUGCGAAUUGUGUCCAAAUUCUGGCGGAAUAUUCAAAGCGACAGAUGUUGGCCGUUGGGUUCAUAUGGUGUGCGCGCUAUACAUACCCGGCGUUGCAUUCGGUGACGUCACACGACUCACAGGACUCACUCUUUUUGAAUUACCCUAUUCUCGAUGGGGUCUUAAAGCGUGCAUUUUGUGCGAAGACGACAGACUCAGCCGAACCGGUAUUAGUAUCUGUUGUGACGCAGGAAUGUGUAAAUCCUAUUUCCACGUGACGUGCGCUCAAAGAGAGGGACUGCUAUCG
Messenger RNA from Medioppia subpectinata, 795 nucleotides. The record is from the annotation of a GenBank genome assembly. Lineage: Eukaryota; Metazoa; Arthropoda; Arachnida; Sarcoptiformes; Oppiidae.